AUGCCUUCCCUCACAAGAUCGGUUCACUGUUUCGAAGAUGAUGACAAUCUGUCCUUUGAUCCGCCGUUGUGGCCCACCUGCUCUCUUUCCGUUCUGGCUACAAUGCAGAACAUAACUGUCAAAGGUGUUGCUGUGUGCAACAAGAAACGAUUGGGAAACGUGCACGUUGAACUGUACGAGAAGGAUGCCCUGAGACCCAAUGACUUUUGGUCGACACUCGACACACAACUUGAAGGCGAAUUCAGCUUUAUGGACAGUUAUUGUGGGGGAUGUGGAUGUAUGCGUGUCAGUGACUACGUGGUGCCAGCAGAGAGACUCGGUGGUGUUUAUGACAUGACUUACGUGACGCUCGACAUCGUCGUCCCAGGCGAGAGUGAGGAGUGCUGA
Messenger RNA from Ostertagia ostertagi, 387 nucleotides. The record is from the annotation of a GenBank genome assembly. Lineage: Eukaryota; Metazoa; Nematoda; Chromadorea; Rhabditida; Trichostrongylidae.